This is a messenger RNA of Ctenopharyngodon idella (grass carp), 1062 nucleotides long. Its product is annotated as histone H2B. Gene Ontology annotation, molecular function: structural constituent of chromatin; protein heterodimerization activity; DNA binding. NCBI's taxonomy places the organism in Eukaryota, Metazoa, Chordata, Actinopteri, Cypriniformes, Xenocyprididae. Bases 221 to 595 code for a protein of 124 amino acids. The record is from RefSeq and is a predicted model, not a curated record. Gene Ontology annotation, cellular component: nucleosome. The transcript has a single exon.
GUGGGCGGGACUAUCAUUUAUCCGCCUGUGAUUGGCCCGCGCUCCUCACAUGAUACUUUGAGUUGUCCAAUGAAAUAUGGGUUUAUGGGUUUGGCCAAUGAAAACAGGCAAUCAGAAGGUUCCCAUAUCACUUUGAAAAUUAGCAUGGGCAAUAAAUAAAUGCUUCUGCAUUCGCGUCAGAGAAUACAUUACUUCGUCGAUUUUGUAUUCACGCAGCGUCAUGCCUGAACCAGCAAAGUCCGCGCCUAAGAAGGGCUCCAAGAAGGCCGUCACGAAGACCGCCGGUAAGGGAGGAAAGAAGCGCAAGAGGUCCAGGAAGGAGAGUUACGCUAUCUACGUCUACAAAGUCCUGAAGCAGGUUCAUCCUGACACCGGCAUCUCUUCCAAGGCGAUGGGCAUCAUGAACUCUUUCGUCAACGACAUCUUCGAACGCAUCGCCGGUGAGUCGUCUCGUCUCGCUCACUACAACAAGCGCUCCACCAUCACUUCUAGAGAGAUCCAGACCGCCGUGCGUCUGCUGCUGCCCGGAGAGCUGGCCAAACACGCCGUGUCCGAGGGCACCAAGGCAGUGACCAAGUACACCAGCUCCAAGUGAGGUGUGAUGUGACUUUGACUACCCCAAAGGCUCUUUUAAGAGCUACCCAUGUUCUCAACAAAUGAGCUUUUGUUGUAAAGUUGUUUGCAGCAUUGCUAGGAGAGUUUUGAUUAAAUAUAAAUGCUGACAACGCUGUCUCAGAUAUUUGAGAGAAUUUUUUUUAAAUAAAUUAAGCAUAACACUAACAGAGGCUGCCGUUUGUUAGGAAAAAAAAGAAAAACUUGCUUCAUUGUCUUUUUAUUCCUUGCUUGUGUAAAUGGCUUACUAUCACUACCUUCACCAACUUUUGUGUAGAUGUCAUGGACACCAAACCACAACUGUAUUACUUACAUGAAGUUCAAAAGUGAAGUUUUCACUUUUCAACUAUAUAUAUGAGUGUGGGAGCACACAUUUUUUUUGUUGUGUAAAAUCAUCAAACUUCCUUGAUUCAAAAUGAUCUUCAAAGAAAAUAAAGAAUGGUGGCUGUG